Puntigrus tetrazona (Sumatra barb) is the source of this 1576-nucleotide messenger RNA. It is a transcript of the gene angptl8, whose product is annotated as angiopoietin like 8. Bases 427 to 999 code for a protein of 190 amino acids. The record is from RefSeq and is a predicted model, not a curated record. NCBI's taxonomy places the organism in Eukaryota, Metazoa, Chordata, Actinopteri, Cypriniformes, Cyprinidae. Gene Ontology annotation, biological process: triglyceride homeostasis; regulation of lipid metabolic process. The transcript is spliced from 4 exons.
ACAGUGAUAUAAACAGACAAGAAAAGCACUGCAAAUGACUUGACUUUGCCCCAAAUCAAACACUGAACGAGUGGCAGGAGCAUGAACCUACAGGGCUCUGUCUCCCAGAUUAUCGGACGCUAAAAACAGCUUACAAUCUCUUAUUUAUAUAUUUUUAAAAUAGCACAGAAGGUGCUCCGAGUGCCUCUGGGGUUAAAGGAGAACAGGCAGACUGCUAAGCACGUCCCUGGUUCAAUACCACUAAACAUCUGUCUGACCGACACAAGUCAAGGUCUCUCUCUCACACAGCUAUAAGCGUAGCUCUGAUAGGCUCACGUCCGAUUUCCCAAAGUCCAACGCACACCGUCACUGCUUAUAAAAGCAGUGCUGCAAAGUUUGCACAUUCAAACAGCUUUUCUCCUUGCGCCUGCGGCAGAAGAGGCGAGGAUGCAGGCAGCUCUAUGCGUGCUGUGGAUGGCUCUGUGCGCGUGCGGGGUCUCCUCAUCGCCGCUGAGGUCCGUCCAGGCUGGGGAAAACGUGAACAUGGCCUCCGCGGAUGACGUGAACAUCCUGAUGUACGGCGUGCUGCAGUUCACCGAAUCCCUGCACCACAUGUACCAGAGCACGGAGGCCAGGCUGGCCCGACUCAUGAAAGCCGUCAGCCGGACUGAGAGUGAGGUCAAAAGAUUGGGCCACGACACGGAGGAGGCUGCUCAAAACGAGCGACAGAUUAAAGAGAAACUCCAGCUCCUUCAGGCUCAGAUGAAAGCGCUGGAGAUUCAGGUCCAUGAGAACAGAGAUACAGUCACCAGGGUGGAGCUGGAAGAGGCGCAGCUAAAGAAAAAACUAUCCAGCCUGGAGGAAAACCUAAACAGCUCUGUCCCAGACAAGAUCAAGGGCGCACCGCUUAAAAACAACUCUAACCUGAAGGACCUGAUGAAGUGGACACAAGAACAGAAACUGAAAUUGGAGAAUCAAAACCGACAGCUGGCUGAUUUACAGAAACGGAAUAUGGUGUAACCACUAAAAAUCACAUUUGAGGAGGAAGCGCAAUCAUCUGUCAUCAUCAACACUCCAUUCACGGCUCUGCAAAUGGAUCUCAUGUACUACAUGUGAUAAGACAAACAUGUCCACUUUUCUAGUCAUUUAAUACACACAUCGGGCCUCAUUCUUGAAGCCUUAACGAGUGUGAAUUUUUGUAAAACAUCUGAAACUGUGAAAUGCUGCAUGAAAUUCCCGUGUAACAACUAUUUAGCUGCUUUUUUGUAGUAAAUAACGUUUAGAACAGCACAAAACACAAUCAUAAUAAUAUACAUGUAACUUAUAACUUAGUACUUUGUAACUUAUAACUGAAAUAAAAUAAAAGGUAUGUGUCUUCUCUUUCUGUUUGAAACAAUAAUAAUAUGGCACAAAUUAAAAUUAUUUACUUUCUACAUAAAUGUUUCUAGUCUUUCAAUGUAUGAUUAAUCAGUAUGCACAUAGUUUCAAAUAAAUACCCACAUAGUUUAUACUUUCGUAACUUCAUAACAACUUCUCCACAGAUGAAACAGACAAAUGCAAAUGUCUUUUUUAAACCUAUUGGCCCCAAACUUUAAAC